AGCGCUGGGAGCGGUGGGUACGCCCGAGCAGCGCGUUGCUGAAACUCCAGGCUGAGCGGCAACCCUGACGCAACGAGUUAGCAAAAUCCGUCAGCUGGUUUCUGUGACAGUUCGCAUCUUUGGCUCCGAACGAAAUCCUUUGGAUAAAGAGGCUGUGUCCCUGGGAGAAGGAACACAAGCGGAGCCUGUUCGUCUCCUUGAGUUGAGGAGAUGGAGCUGAGAGUCUCAGAAGAGCCAGGCAGAUGCCAUUCAUUCCCUGGACAGAAUCCUGAGGACAGCUGCACAGAGAGAGACCCAGAGAGCUGCAGAAGGGUCUCCAGCAGUCAUCAGCUCAGGAAACUAUGCAUUCCUUAAUGCCAUACACUGGCCUAAGAACACCGUGUGUUCGUUAAGGAGAGGUAUGAAAACCAAGGACCUGGUCAGCCGACUAGAACCCUGGAAUCGUCCUUUUCAAGACCUGGUGCUCCAACAUUCCUUGGCUUAACAGAGAGAAGCACCUGGGAAAAUGUGGGCAAGGAAUCUUAUGGCGAGAGCCUUAUACGACAAUGUCCCAGAGUGCGCUGAGGAGCUGGCCUUUCGCAAGGGAGACAUCCUGACGGUCAUAGAGCAGAACACGGGAGGACUAGAAGGAUGGUGGCUCUGCUCCUUGCACGGCCGGCAAGGCAUUGUCCCAGGCAACCGGGUGAAGCUUCUGAUUGGCCCCGUGCAGGAGACCUCCCCCAGUCCGGACCAGCCUACUUCUGGACUGAUGCACCAGACCUUCAGCCAACAGAAGCUCUAUCAAGUGCCAACCCCCCAGGGUGCCCCUCGAGACACUAUCUACCAAGUGCCACCUUCCUACCAAAAUCAGGGAAUUUACCAAGUACCCACUGGCCAUGGUACCCAGGAACAAGAUGUAUAUCAAGUACCACCUUCAGUGCAGAGAGGCGUAGUGGGGGCUAAUGGUCCCCACUUAAGCAAAAAGGUGAUCAUGCCGGUGAGGACAGGCCACGGCUAUGUGUACGAGUACCCAUCCAGACAGCAGAAGGACGUCUACGACAUCCCGCCUUCCCAUACCCCGCAAGGGGUCUAUGACUUCCCUCCGUCAUCAGCGAAAGGCCCUGUGUUUUCAGUUCCAGUGGGAGAGAUUAAGCCUCAAGGGGUAUAUGACAUCCCUCCUACCAAAGGGGUCCACGCCGGGCCUCCGGCUGCCUGCAGAGAUGAGGCCGGGCUUAGGGAGAAGGAGUACGACUUCCCCCCUCCCCUGAGACACGUCGGAAGGCCGGACGUCAGGCCCGAGGGCGUUUAUGACGUCCCCCCAGCCAGCAGCAAGCCCGGGGCCAAGGACCUUCCCCGGAAGUUCAACUGCGAGGCCCCGGGAGCGGCCGACCUGCCGCGAAGACACCCGAGCCUCUCCCUGCCCGCCCCCGCCCCGCAGCCGGCACCGCCCCUGGGCGCCCAGAGCGACGCCUACGACGUCCCCCGGGGGGCGCAGUUCCUCCAGCCGCCCGCAGAAAGCCGCGAGAAGGCGCACCUCGAGGAGAGGGACGGGGUGUACGACGUCCCGCUGCACAACCCGCCCGACGCCAAGGGCUCCCAGGACGUGGUGGACGGCAUGAACCGCCUGUCUUUCUCCAGCACGGGCAGCACCAGGAGCAACAUGUCCACGUCCUCCACCACCUCCAAGGAGUCCUCCCUGUCGGCCUCCCCAUCCCAGGACAAAAGGCUCUUCCUGGACCCAGACACGGCCAUCGAGAGGCUCCACCGGCUCCAGCAGACCCUGGAGACGGGCGUCUCCAGCCUGAUGGCGCUGGUCACCACUGACUGGCGGUGCUACGGGUACAUGGAGCGGCACAUCAACGAGCUGCGCACGGCCGUGGACAAGGUGGAGCUGUUCCUGAGGGACUACCUCCACUUCGCCAAGGGCACGGUGGCCAAUGCCGCCUGCCUCCCCGAACUCAGCCUCCACCACAAGAUGAAGCGGGAGCUCCAGAGGGUGGAGGACUCCCACCAGAUUCUGAACCAGACCAGCCAUGACUUAAAUGAGUGCAGCUGGUCCCUGAACAUACUGGCCAUCAACAAGCCCCAAAACAAGUGUGAUGACCUGGACCGGUUUGUGAUGGUGGCCAAGACGGUGCCGGAUGAUGCCAAGCAGCUCACCACAACCAUCCACACCAACGCAGAAGUGCUCUUCAGACCCGGCCCUGGCAGCUCCCAGGGGAAAACUGGGCCCGAGAACACCAUGAACUCCACCGAGUACCCUCACACGGGCUCCCAGAUGCACCUGCUGCAUCCUGGGGACCAUAAGACUCCCGGUCUCAACAAGCCAUUGCCCCCGAGCCUGGGCAAGGACCAGCCCCCUGACUGUAGCAGCAGUGACGGCUCGGAAAGGAGCUGGAUGGAUGACUAUGACUACGUCCACCUCCAGGGUAAGGAGGAGUUUGAGAGGCAACAGAAAGAGCUCUUGGAAAAGGAAAAUAUCAUCAAGCAGAACAAGAUGCAGCUGGAACACCACCAGCUGAGUCAGUUCCAGCUGCUGGAACAAGAAAUCACCAAGCCCGUGGAGAACGACAUGUCCAAGUGGAAGCCCUCCCAGAGCCUCCCUACCGCCAACAGCGGCGCGGGCGCCCAGGACAGGCAGCUGCUUUGCUUCUACUACGACCAGUGCGAGACCCACUACAUCUCGCUGCUCAACGCCAUCGACGCGCUCUUCAGCUGCGUCAGCUCCGCGCAGCCGCCGCGCAUCUUCGUGGCGCACAGCAAGUUCGUCAUCCUCAGCGCGCACAAACUGGUGUUCAUCGGGGACACGCUGACGCGGCAGGUGGCCGCCCAGGACAUCCGCAACAAAGUCAUGAACUCCAGCAACCAGCUCUGCGAGCAGCUCAAGACGAUCGUGUUGGCCACCAAGACGGCCGCGCUGCACUACCCCAGCACCCCGGCGCUGCAGGAGAUGGUCCACCACGUGACCGACCUGUCCCGCCACGCGCAGCUCUUCAAGCGCUCGCUGCUGGAGAUGGCCACGUUCUGAGACGGCCCGGGGGGGCUGCGGGCCGCCGCGGACACCUGGACACGGGCUCUGGUUUUGGUAAAGCUUCUCUAUUUUUGUAGAUAUUUGAUACGAAAAUGAACUUUUGUAACAUUCUGUGGGUUAGCCAAUAUCCAGAAAUUCAGGGAGCUCCGGGGAGACUUUCUUUUCCCUUUGUGGUUCUUAUGCACACACCUGAGCAUCUGAGAUGGAGAUUGUACAGAAUCUCGUCUGCGUGCGUGGGUAGGACUGUGUCUUCGUGUCCGUUUGUCUCAUACAUUCCAUUAAAAACCAGAAGUAAGACGCACCUUGGGAGGCACCUCCCAAUGCUGCAUUUUUUUUUUUCUUUUUCUAUGAAACAUACCAGCUGAUUGUAAUUGCUACAUGUACUCGUGAUUAUUCUGAGCCUGUCACUCCCCGGUCUGGGACACAUAUCUGCAGGUGUUCACUUUCCAGUAAGGUGGCAUGGGAUGCCUUGUUUCUGCUUUUGAAACCCCUUCCUAAUUUGGCCGUCUUGGGCACAUUAUGGCAAGAUGCCUCAUGUCUGGCUGAAAAAGCCCUCUGAGAGGGGACGUUGCAGUGAGUAUAUGCUAAUCCAAACUCUGAUGUGUUCAGUGCUGAAGGAGUGACGCAUGUAUUUAGAGGCCACGUCCGCAGUUAGGGCUGGGAGGUUUCAGCACGGACAGGAUGCUGUCCCAGUAAAAGGAGAGCACGUGUUUCCCCGGGGCUUUUUGCUCAUCGGCCUUCGGGAGUGAUUGGGCCAGAUUUUCCAGAAGAUGUUUUUAGAUUUGCAAAAAUCAUGAUUUGCAGCAGGAAUUCACAAAGACACGUCCACAAAAAGAAGGAUGCUCCCAUCUGCCAGUUGUCGGUGGAGACCUUUCUGACUCGUGACAUUCCCUUAGGUGCUACUACCCCCAUCAGCCAAGGGAAGCUGGCCACCUGAACAUCAGAGCCACCAGGCCACAUCCUGCUCUAAGGGAACCAGUGCUUGAUCCUCUACCCUCCAUAAAGUGUGCAUGUGCAGACUCAACACUCAGAACAGCUGUAUGGAACCCAUCCAGGCUUUACAGCUGUCUGGCCAAUGACCCUGUGUACACAGCCCACCACCGUCUCCAAGCUCAUCACAGCAUUCAUUCCGCCGUCUGUCCUUGCGUACGUGCUGGGGGUUGGCAGCGCGCAAAACACCCCACAAGCCAUCGGAUUCAUCAUGGGACAAGUGAUAUAUUCGCACAUCCCUAAGUCAGGAAGAGGAUCAUCUGUGGUUUAUCAGUCCAGUUUCUAUUUAAUGGUCCUGGUCCAGCCAAUUUGAAAAUGUUUUGGUUUGCAAUAUAUGCCUUGACUUAAUUAAGCUUCCGUGUUUUAAACAACCAAAUCAUUGGCACAGGAAGGGAUUUAGGAGAGAGGGAUGUGUGAUAUAAGUGAGAUUUUAAAAAAAAAAUCAGUGAUACUUAUCAUAGAAGGUGCUUUUCAAAACAACCACUGUUGCAGCUCUCAAUCCUGCUCUGCCCAAAGAAGUCGUUAUAGGACAAGUGUGUGCAGCCAGAGGAAGGGGGUUUGCUGAAAAUCAAGGAAGUGGUUGAAAAUGUCCUUGUAAAUUUCAUUGUAUAAUGUGUAUUUCUUGGGAAAUGACAGACUUAUUCUAAGCUAAGUGGUGAUAUUUCACAUUUUCAAAACCAAAAUGUUCGAUAUGUAUUACUCUCUUUCCUAUAUUGUAUGUAGAGACUAUUUUUAAAUCAUUAAAUUUUUAGAUGUCUGUUUUUAUAGGCA
Molecule: messenger RNA, 4771 nt
Organism: Phacochoerus africanus (Common warthog)
Lineage: Eukaryota; Metazoa; Chordata; Mammalia; Artiodactyla; Suidae
Gene: NEDD9
Product: neural precursor cell expressed, developmentally down-regulated 9
Exons: 9
Coding region: 506-3007 (833 amino acids)
Biological process (GO): cell surface receptor protein tyrosine kinase signaling pathway; cell migration
Cellular component (GO): plasma membrane; cytoplasm
Molecular function (GO): protein binding
Source: RefSeq, a predicted model, not a curated record